AUGCCUUUUCGAUCAGUCAACCUUGGUUCUGUCCGUCACCCCGGAGGUUCUUUUGCGCUUAUCAAAUGGGACAAGAACGAAGUGUGUGCCUUGCCGGAAUUUGAGAAUGCCCUAUCUAUCGUUGCCAGACAUCCUAACAUACACACACUGCGGAUGCUGAAUCUUCCCAACAUCCAAUACAGUUCACCAGUCAAUCCCAUGUCCAUCUGGAAGUCCAUCUCCGACGACGACGCUAUGAAGUGUCAGGCUCUGAUGGGGAAGUUCGCCGAGGAGGUCUUCCGGUUCUUAGCCAACUGCAAUAGCACUGUGCAGUUCAUCGACAUUAACCCACUUCUAUUACCCCCAACGCCACCAAAAUGGGACGACAAUGAUCACCAAUGGCCCUUAUAUGCUUAUACAGCCCACACGACCAGCCUCGAGGGACACACGAUUAGCUGGGCGAAGCCAUGCAAGCUAAACUUCGCAAUCAAAAUGCUGAGGUAGACGAAUAGGGAAGCAUUACUGUAGAGCUUUACAUACCAGCUGACAGGGCCAGCGAUGGCCUGGCGUUCACUUGGGAUCUCCAGCAGCUUUCUUUCAGAGCCGUCUCUUCAGACUGUGGCACCCAGCCGCUCGUAAUUUCUUACCAAAAACUUAGACCCAGAAUGAGACACUCACAUGCCUGUCGUUUCUAGCACAAAAU
This is a messenger RNA of Macroventuria anomochaeta, 682 nucleotides long. RefSeq lists its product as uncharacterized. The transcript has 2 exons. Lineage: Eukaryota; Fungi; Ascomycota; Dothideomycetes; Pleosporales; Didymellaceae. The record is from RefSeq and is a predicted model, not a curated record. Bases 1 to 483 code for a protein of 160 amino acids.